Messenger RNA from Nerophis ophidion (straightnose pipefish), 3149 nucleotides. RefSeq names its product methionine sulfoxide reductase B1b (gene msrb1b). The transcript is spliced from 4 exons. Gene Ontology annotation, molecular function: peptide-methionine (R)-S-oxide reductase activity. The record is from RefSeq and is a predicted model, not a curated record. NCBI's taxonomy places the organism in Eukaryota, Metazoa, Chordata, Actinopteri, Syngnathiformes, Syngnathidae.
AAAACGGAAAGGCGAUCUCACUGUUGACAGUCAGUCAUCACCAGUCUCCCUGGUAAUUAUUGGGGAUCACAUCCAUCACACACAGCAUGUCUUUCUGUCGUUUUUUCGGCGGUGAGGUCUACAAGGAUCACUUUAAACCAGGUGUGUACGUGUGCUCCAACUGUAACCAUCCACUCUUCUCAAGUCGGUCCAAGUUUGCCCACUCAUCCCCAUGGCCCGCUUUCACCGAGACCGUCCGGGAGGACAGUGUGACCAAGCUGAUGGAGACGCUCACAGCCUUUAAGGUUCUGUGUGGUAAGUGCGGCCAAGGCCUGGGCCAUGAAUUUUUUAACGGCGGGCCGGAGGAGGGCGUGUCACGAUUUUGAAUAUUCAGUCACUCGCUCAAGUUUGUCCCAAGCAAAGGCAAGGACAAGAAAUAAAGAGUGAGUUUCAACAAGUCCAGAGACUGCGGGUAUCCAUGUGGAGAGUAUGAUGCGGCUAAGAGAAAGUCCUGAGAAGGACAUCUUGUCUGUUGAAGUAUCUCACAUUACAUUCUGUAUUACCCUUCAUGUUUAAGAACAGUAUUUAUUAGUAAUAAUAUAGAUUGUAUGCUGAUAUAAGUCGGCCACAUGAUCUUUGCACUUACAAUCUGCACAUUGCGCAUGUUAUAAUAUUGAAUAAUGCUAAUGGGUAAUAAAAUGCAAGAAUGUUGGUGUUGUUUGCUGAGUAUUCACUAGAGGGAGCUGUUCUCUUGUGUUGUCACUUCAUCUUCUCUCUCUAAGCAGACUUGUGUGAGUGAUGGAGGCAGCAUCUUGUAUAAGACACACCACUGUACACUUACUUACACGCUUCAUCAGCCGUCCACGUUUUUGUGAUGACAUGUGAACGUCGGUUGGUUGAGUGGCGUGUUCUGGCGCAGCUGCAGGCCGCAUUCCUGGUGGCGGCGGCUUGGCGGUGGCGACGAAGUUUUGAGGAGAAGCUGGGCAGCCUCGUUAUAGAGACUAGAGAGCAAAGGCUGUGAUUAUACAGGCAACACGCACUCGUACUUAAACACAUGAACAAGUGUUGGCUGUAUUCUUGGAUAGGGCACACUCGAGCCGCGACUUUUGAAGUUUUGUUUACGCUCUUGUAGUUUAUUCACACAAAGUGCACUCAAGUGGUCUUCCCGCCGACACAUUUCGGUGUUGCCCAUAACUUGCCCUUACAUAGCACAAAUGCCCAAGGUGGUCAUUAUGUUUGUGCAUACAACAACUUCAAUUUAUGUGUACAAGUAGACAUUGAAGGUGUGUCUUGCUGACAGCGCUUGUGUUGUUGUUGCAUGGGUUAGGAUUUGUGAUAGAUUAACUACUGAAAAGAGAGGCUUCAUCACUUAUCAUGUCUUCAAGGGCCCAACACUAAAUAGAAUCAUCCAACAGAAUGUCCUUACUGCAAAAAGGUAUUAGCAUAAUAGAAACGCCAUAUUUACUCUACAAGGGGAAUGUAGUAAAUUAUCCUUUGACUACAAAGUCACUUAGAAGAGAGUAGACCUCACAUAAACAGGUUAUUAUUUUUAAAUACUUACACCAUUUACCUUGUGUGGCCAUUUUUUUUGUUGUACUCUCUCAAAAUAAACUUGAAUGUAUGUAUUUUUUAACUAUCGCGAAAUAUAACCUUAGAGCAAAAUCUAAUUUAAAACAUUUGUGUGCUGUUAUAACACUUAAAACCUUUAGUAUAUCAGUAUGUGGAAUUACAUUAUGGAAUGUAUUAACCAAAGCAAUCAAACAAAGCACCAAUAUGAUUCAGUUCAAAGGCCUACUGAAAUGAGAUUUUCUUAUUUAAACAGGGAUAAGCAGGUCCAUUUUAUGUGUCAUACUUGAUCAUUUCGCGAUAUUGCCAUAUUUUUACUGAAAGGAUUUAAUAGAGAACAUCGACGAUAAACUUCGCAACUUUUGGUGCUGAUAAAAAAGCCUUGCCUUUACCGGAAGACGCAGACGAUGACGUCACAAGGGUGAGGGCUCCUCACGUCCUCACAUUGUUUAUAAUGGGAGCCUCCAGCAGCAAGUGCUAUUCGGACCGAGAAAACGACAAUUUCCCCAUUAAUUUGAGCGAGGAUGAGAGAUUUUUGGAUGAUGAUAUUGAUAACGAAGGACUACAAAAAAAUAAAAAGGUGAUUGCAUUGGGACGGAUUCAUAUGUUUUUAGACACAUUUACUAGGAUAAUUGGGAAAUCCUUUAUCUUUCUAUUGUGUUGCUAGUGUUUUAGUGAGAUUGAAUAGUACCUGAUAGUCAGAGGGGUGUGUCCACGGGUGUCUUGAGGCCAGUGUCUGAGAAAAGUCACGGCAGAUACAAGGACGGCGCAAAUUCCACUGAUCUCCGGUAAGAAGCGACUUUUUAACACAAUUUUCUCACCGAAACCUGCCGGUUGACAAGUGGUCGGGAACCAUGUUCGCUUGACCGCUCUGAUCCAUAGUAAAGCUUCACCUCCGGAAAUUUUAAACAAGGAAUCACUGUGUGUUUGUGUGGCUAAAGGCUAAAGCUUCCCAACUCCAUCUUUGUACUUUGACUUCUCCAUUAUUAAUUGAACAAACUGCAAAAGAUUCAGCAACACAGAUGUCCAGAAUACUGUUUAAUUUGCGCGAUGAAAAGAGACGACUUUUAGCCGCAAAUGGUGCUGCGCUAAUAUGUCCUGACAGUCCGUGACGUCACGCGCAUGCGUCAUCAUUCCGCGAUGUUUUCAACAAAAACUCCGCGGGAAAUUUAAAAUUGCAAUUUAGUAAACUAAACCGGCCGUAUUGGCAUGUGUUGCAAUGUUAAUAUUUCAUCAUUGAUAUAUAAACUAUCAGACUGCGUGGUCGGUAGUAGUGGGUUUCAGUAGGCCUUUAAGAGACUGUUCAAACUACAAGUGUUCACAGAGUACACAGAACAAGAAUUAUGAUGAACAUCUUGAACCUUUUUUUUCUUUUUUUUAAUUGAGACAAAGAGUAUUUAUGUAUUUAAUAUUUGUUUGCUUACAAUGGUAUAUUAUUUAUUUAUUUGUUCACUGUUAUGUUACAGAAAACAAGGAAAUAGGAUACAAUUGCUAUGGUAUGAAAAGGGGUAGGAUUAAAUUAGCUCAGCUUCUUCCUACUGGAAUUGUGUGAUGCAUUACAUUGUAUCGUAUGCAUGUUCCAAAUAAACUGAAACUGAACUGAA